This is a messenger RNA of Diachasma alloeum, 1611 nucleotides long. RefSeq names its product zinc finger C4H2 domain-containing protein. Lineage: Eukaryota; Metazoa; Arthropoda; Insecta; Hymenoptera; Braconidae. Bases 603 to 1355 code for a protein of 250 amino acids. The record is from RefSeq and is a predicted model, not a curated record. Gene Ontology annotation, cellular component: nucleus. Gene Ontology annotation, biological process: positive regulation of neuron differentiation. The transcript has 5 exons.
AUUGGAGAACAUUCCCCAAGAUUUUGGAAUUUCCCGCCUGAAAACCCUUCACCCUUCCUUACCGACCCCUCUCCAUCUCUUCAAUCUCCCUUAUCAACCGAGAAGAUGCAAUCCUAUCGCACCGGCUCUACCGUUUUCUCGUGCUCCCUGACGAAUACAUAUCCAUUUUGGGGAGAAAAGGGGGUGCUUGUAGCCGAUAGUUGCGUCGGGUCCACAGCACUGAUGCUGCACAAAGGCGUUUGCUCCAAAACCCCCAAAAGUCUCACUCAUAAAUUAAACUCUUCCCAUCAAUCCCCCCCGCAGUGACAUUACCGCUCGUAAAAAUUCAUAAAAACAAUACCCAGUGUUAACGAGACGUGAUAGUGACAAGACGAGAAAAUCGAGUGCAUCAUUCCCCUCGAAACUCCAGUUUUACGAGAUGAAUCUCCGCGCAUGCAUUGAUAAAACAUCAGGGAGUUAUUGAAAGUUAUUCUUCCAACCAAUUCGUGGAUUUUUCGCCCCUGUAACAACAGUGCUGUUAUCACUGGCAACAAUCGGCCAUUCAAUUAUUGAAUAUUAAUGCACCUGUGGGAAUAAAUUCCGGAGAGGAAACAGUGGUAAAAAUGUCGGCGGAUACUACGGUGAUUUUUGCAAAGCUGGAGGCACUCAAGGAUAUAAGGUCAAAGACACUGCAAUUGGAGAAGAUGAAGCAGAGGAUUAUUCAGGAGGUCGAGCAGACUGAGCACGAGGACAAGUGUCUGAUGGAUUACAAACAAGAAAUGGAGCUACUUAUGCAGGAGAAAAUGGCACAUGUCGAGGAAUUGAGGCAAAUUCACGCUGACAUUAAUACCAUGGAGUCCGUCAUAAAACAAGCGGAAGAAGCCAGAACUCGUGCCAGGGAGCACGCUAAAAUACUCCACAAUAAUGAGUAUCAACCACUAAAACAUGACAUUGAUAGAAUGCGUAGGGAAUAUUUGGGCCUUGAGAGACUGCCAGAACUUUAUGAGACUGAGACUGACUUAAUAUCACCAGACUACUUUGAUAGACCUAUGCAGAAAGCCGAGUGGAGGGUGGAAGUUCGGGGGGAUGAUUUAAUGCAACCACUCGGGUUGCAUGGACAUCCGGGGCAUCCUGGUGCUUCAACGCCAUUUUUAGCCCCUCAGCCGCUGCAGGGCCCCAGUAAACCCGAGCCCAGACCCUUACCACCCGCCACAGGUCCGCCUGCUCCAACAUUCAGGUACCACUGGCAACAACCGCCACCCAUGAAGUCCUGUCUCUCCUGCCAUCAGCAGAUCCACAGGAAUGCACCGAUCUGUCCAUUAUGCAAAGCUAAAUCUCGCUCACGUAAUCCCAAGAAGCCGAAGAAGAAGGACUGAGGGAAGGAGUGAAUUUUUUUAUCCAGAAUGCAGAACGACAGACUCCCGUUGAUUAUUAUCAUGUUUAGUUGCUUAUUUUCGAGUAUUAAUUCGUGGUUUCGUGUGUCUGAUGAAUAACCAGUUAGUAGAAAUUUAUCUAACAGUAGGAGUAAUUAAUCAUGUAAUUAGGGGUUGUAUUUACUGCCUUAUGUUCGCGUUUACAGGAACAUAAUCAAUUUUUUCACAGUCUGAUUUGUAUAAUCCAUAGGCAUGUAUU